UCCAUGGCGAUUUUGGGUUUCUUAUUUGUGGGUUUUCUUUCAAUUGCAUCCUCAGUUCAUGCCGACGGCGGUUGGGUUAACGCCCACGCCACCUUCUACGGCGGCGGUGACGCCUCCGGCACCAUGGGUGGUGCUUGUGGUUAUGGGAAUUUAUAUAGUCAAGGUUAUGGUACAAACACAGCAGCAUUAAGUACUGCUCUGUUCAACAAUGGUUUGAGUUGUGGUUCUUGUUUUGAAAUUAAGUGUGUGAGUGACCAUCAAUGGUGUUUGCCGGGAUCCAUUACCGUCACCGCCACCAAUUUCUGCCCGCCGAACGCCGCCUUACCCAACAACAAUGGCGGAUGGUGUAAUCCUCCUCAACAACACUUCGAUCUUUCUCAGCCUGUCUUCCAACACAUUGCUCAAUAUAAAGCUGGGAUCGUCCCUGUUGCUUACCGAAGGGUACCCUGCGUCCGAAGGGGUGGAAUUAGGUUCCAAAUUAACGGCCAUUCCUACUUCAAUUUGGUUUUGGUUACGAAUGUGGGUGGCGCCGGCGAUGUGCAUUCUGUCGCCGUGAAAGGGUCGAAAACUGGGUGGCAACAAAUGUCGAGAAACUGGGGGCAAAAUUGGCAAUCCAACACGUAUCUCAACGGGCAGUCUCUGUCUUUCAAGGUCACCACCAGUGAUGGCAAAACUGUGGUGUCGAACAACGUUGCCCCGGCUGGUUGGUCUUUUGGACAGACCUUUUCGGGUGCCCAAUUCCGUUGAAAAGACGUUUUUACCCUCGACACGGUUUUAGCCUAUUAGAGUUAGUGGUCACCUAGUAUUACUAUUGUAACCUUUUUAUCAAACUACAAUAGGUACUACAAUGACUAGGGGAUCGUAUUUUGAAAGGGUCCUUUUGGUCAUUUUGCUUUUUUUAGGGUACCCUAUAUUUAUCAAGGGUUUUGCAGUGGUGGACUGUUACCACCCGCCUAGUAGUAGUAAUUGACGGUUUUGCCCUUGGUUGGGCCAUUUGAAUUGGCUUGUUGGUGAGUUGCCUUUUUGGGAAUGCUUUUAUAUUUACGAGGGUUUGAGUUGUAAAUUUACGCUUUUUACUAGUAAUGGAAUUGGAAAGGUGACUACCUUAAGUUUAA
Messenger RNA from Cynara cardunculus var. scolymus (artichoke), 1115 nucleotides. RefSeq names its product expansin-A1. The transcript is spliced from 3 exons. The coding region runs from base 4 to 747 and encodes 247 amino acids. Gene Ontology annotation, cellular component: extracellular region. The record is from RefSeq and is a predicted model, not a curated record. Lineage: Eukaryota; Viridiplantae; Streptophyta; Magnoliopsida; Asterales; Asteraceae. Gene Ontology annotation, biological process: plant-type cell wall organization.